CGGGCGCGUCGGACGCGCUCACCGGCGGCCAGUGGCGAACGCCGCGUCGCCGCCGACGGUCGCCGCGUCGCCGCCGACGGUGGCCCCGCGGGGCGCGAGCGAUAACCACCGGUCCCCUCGGACCGUCCCGAGUUAUCAAAGCUGGGUUAGCGCUCCGAGUAGACAGAAGUCGUGCGGCACCUGACGGACCUGGUCCGUUCCAGGCGCGGCCGCCAUGGCAGCCAGCGUUCCGCGACCCCUGAAAAAGUGCAAGAGCGCCACGUUCAAGAUAGAUGAGACGACCUACACGAUCGUGGCCACCGCACCGGAGCGCAGGGCGACCGCAGUCGGGGCGCCGAUUCCGAUCCCGUCCAAGAAGCCUCCACUGGGCGGCAGAGCUGCUCCUCUACCACUGCUGGAACACCCUCAACCACAGCCGCAGCAUCAGGUUCUACACCAGGCGCAGUCGGCACCGACACAGAGCGACGCGCCGCAGACCGCCGCGCCGACCGAUCACAGGCCAGAGCACGGCUCGCUGACGAUACUCCGGAGGAACAACACGUACAGGAAGCGGUCCAAGCCGCGGCUCGUCUCCAUGCUCUCCGACAGUACCGAGCUGCUGCAGCCCCGGGCUCAGGACCCGGAGGCGUGUGGCCGGGCCGCCGUCAGGUUACGGCACCUGCUCAGCAUGCUAGACAAAGGAGAAGUAUCACCGGAGAUAAUACAGAACAAUAUUGAAUAUGCACUGCGAGUGCUGGAAACGUUCAACAUCAAUGAAAAGGCGAGUCCUCCCGCGCCUUCAGCGCUCAUGUCCGCUGCCCCCGCCAGGCGGUGUCCCUCCGAGGACGAGGAGGACGAGCUGUCGGAGGUACAACAGGACGCCGUGCCGCCCGAGGUCCGCGAGUGGCUCGCCUCCACCUUCACCCGACAGAACACCCUGCACAAGAAGCGCGCCGACGGCCAGCCCAAGUUCCGCACCGUGGCUAACGUCAUCCGCAUGGGCAUCAUGGUGGAGAAGAUGACGCGCAGGAUGUCCAGCUCGGGCCUGAUGGAGGUGCCGCCGGCCGUCACCGCCGCCCUGCAGUCGAUCGACAGCUGGAGCUAUGACGUGUUCCGGCUAGCUGAGGCGAGUGGUGGCGCACCACUGCGCCACUUGGGCUACGAACUCAUCAACCGCUACGGGCUCUUCCACAAGUUCAAGAUCCAGCCGGCCAAGCUGGACACCUACCUCCAGACGGUGGAGCACGGCUACGGCCGGUACAAGAACCCGUACCACAACAGCUCACACGCCGCCGACGUCACGCAGACCGUCCACUAUAUUAUGUCACAGAUGGCGCUAGUGCGUUUUCUGACGGACCUGGAGGUGCUGGCAAUGCUGUUGGCGGCCAUCGUGCACGACGUGGAGCACACGGGUACCACCAACAACUUCCACGUCAACUCCAGCUCCGAGACGGCGCUCAUCUACAACGACAAGAGUGUGCUGGAAAACUUCCACGUCAGUAACGCCUUCAGGAUACUCCGGGAGGAGGAGUGCAACUUUUUGUGUAACCUGAGCCGCGAGGAGUACACAGAGCUGCGCUCGCUCGUUGUCGACAUGGUUCUCGCCACCGACAUGUCGUCACACUUUCAACAGAUCAAGUGCAUGAAAAACUACGUCAUCAACUCAGAAUCGGCUGUGGACAAGUCUAAGAUUCUGAACCUGGUGCUGCACUGCUGCGACAUAUCACACCCCAGCAAGGACUGGGAGCUGCACUCGCACUGGACCAAGCUUCUGCUGGACGAGUUCUUCUUGCAGGGAGACAAGGAGAAGCAGCUGGGACUGCCAGUCAGUCCUCUCUGCGACAGAGCCACCACGCUCGUCCCUCAGUCUCAGAUAGGUUUUAUCGAGUUCAUCGUGGAGCCGUCGAUGAGUGUGUGCGGUGAGCUUCUGGAGAAGGUGGCCGCCUACCUGCACGGUGCAGAGACCGGUGGCGCCGCCAACGGAAUCGACUACAAGCCGGGUGACGUUCGCCCAGCCCGACCUCCGCUGCCCUGGUCGUGUCGGCCGUGGGAGGAAUGUCUGGCGUUCAACCUUGAGUGCUGGAGGAGGAAAGAACAGGCGGAGCAGUCAACCGAAAGCCGCCAACCGAGCAAGGAGCGAUGGAGCGAGGAAGAGGAGGGAGGAGCAGGAGAGGGAGAGCAAGAGAAAGAGGACGUCGAUGCUGAAUCGUCCACCGACCAGCAGUCCCCCAGUCCGGAUACGUGAUUCAGGUGCACGUGCGGCGUGCUAUGAAUUACAGAACAUCGGCCGUGUGUGUGUGUGUGCGCGCGCGAUACUGCGGCUGAACGGUGUGGUGUAGCCUCUCAAACUGCAGUGGCUAUUGAGCCCGGGCCAGUGAGCAGUGAGUGCAGUGGAGUAGAGACACAUGGUGAAAGAUGGACGGCACGUGCAGGAGCACGUAUGACACGUGGUGCCCAAAACUACGUGAAGAACUCAGAUGAGACAGCCAGUCUGGAUGACCUAAAGGAGAUUAGCAUCAGGUUGUGAUACGCACUGCGGUCGAGCCAGACGGUGGGCGAUGGUCUGUGGCGAGUGAUCGGCGGUCAGCAACUGUCGGUCAACGUUCAGCGGUCACCGUUGGCUGAUCGGCAGUCGGCAGUUAAAGGGCAGCGGUGAAUGAACCGACAGCCUAUCGUAUGCUGAGCGCUGAACUGUGUCACUACCUGGGCUCCUGGGGCCAACAUUCGAAUCAAAGUCGCGCGAACCGGUCGAUCGGCUUGUUGUGCUGCCCUUGCCAGUCCAUGAAGGGCUACUCUGCUCGGUUUAGCUGAGCGCUGCUCGGCAGUAGCGUUCCUCGCGGGAGUUACUCUUCGGGGAUUGUUAUCUUGUAAGAGUUUGGGCAUAUUUCUCACUCUUUGGCUUAUCCGAGACGCACACUCCUUUAAGCACAGAGAGCACACAGAGAAUCAAACAACUUAUGCUGCUUAUAAUGAUGUGAGCACCAUUUUGAGCGCCUGCUCUGAAUGCAUCUGCAUGGAGAAAUUUCCUAAAAUUUGUUGCGAGUUUGCAACUCAUAGUGAACUUGUGAUUAUUAUCAUUUGUGUGUGUGUUAUUACUUGAAUUAGAAAACUGCGGACACAUGCUAAAACUAUACUUUUUUAUUAAGAAUAUUCCGUUUGUUACUUAUGUUCAUGAAUAUUACGUCAUCGGCUUUCAUUAUUUGAUUGAACUCGAUAUGAAAUAAGCAGGCAUGCAAUGAGCUGUGAAGCUUCAGCUCAGCAUACCAUGCAGGUUUCUCUCUCCUUCAUCUGACCAGAGUGAAGCUCGCUGGCUUAAUGCAUCCUUCUGCAACGAAACCUUUCCGAGCAUCAAUGUCCGCCCUAGAUUUCUGAGAUGAAAGUUCAGCUGUGUUGUGAUGGUGAGCGGAAGUCUGAAUCUCUGCGGAGAUAAAAUUGUACAGCACAGAUUAUAUCGGAAGUGGAUUUAGAUAUAGCUCGUUGUAAACAAUUGUUCAUCCGUCUUACUUUUCACUAAUGUGACCGGCACGGGUUAUGCACGCUAUUUUUCACUGUGAAGGGCAAGUGCCUGGCAAACAUGUCCGUGGAGUGUAUGCGAGAUGACGCUUACAACGGUUGUCCUGUCCGUGCCAGCGUAUCUGUAAACGUGUAUUUGUUAUGUUGACGGUUAUGGCGUAAUGAGAGUCGUGAGUAGGAUUAUGAAACGCAUGCGAAAAUGAAUGGUUGUUACGGCUUUCGUCGUUGCGCACCCAGAAUCAAUCUCUUUGAUGGUGAUGCAUCCAGUCGAGUGACUGGUCGCCAGCUUCUCAAACACCUUUCGCUCUACCCCAGCCGCUGCCCUCUUCCUGCGUACCAGGGGCAAGUUUCCGGCGAAUCACUUCUUCGCAUCACUUUGUCAGGGAAAAGAACGCUGAGUGUAGCGAUAUAUCGGUGAAUCCGUUUUUGAUUUUGCGAGAUACGCCUGCUUACGCCUGCUUAUUCAGAUGCAGAUGACUGAGCCGUACGACUUGUUACCGUUCGUCCGUUCAUGUGUGCGCGUGGUCCGAUAAGAUACUUCGCUUAUAUAUGAGCAAGUGUCCCCGCAAACUCGCGCGCAUACGUGUCUAUUGCAUAUGUCUGGUUAUGCACAAUCAAUGUUGAUGCCAUGCACGGUAUAAGGCUAUAGAUAGACACUUGGGGUAUGUGUAAGGAAGUGCAAGACGUUGAGUCUUGUAUCUGAGAUGAAGUUAGCGAUACUGAUAUUUGUGUGCUUGAAUGUUGGCUGCGAUAUGCGAGAUCAGGUUUUGAUAAAGAACAGAGGCCCGUC
Amphibalanus amphitrite is the source of this 4282-nucleotide messenger RNA. RefSeq names its product calcium/calmodulin-dependent 3',5'-cyclic nucleotide phosphodiesterase 1-like (gene Pde1c). Gene Ontology annotation, molecular function: 3',5'-cyclic-AMP phosphodiesterase activity. Gene Ontology annotation, biological process: signal transduction. Lineage: Eukaryota; Metazoa; Arthropoda; Thecostraca; Balanomorpha; Balanidae. Bases 215 to 2224 code for a protein of 669 amino acids. The transcript has 13 exons. The record is from RefSeq and is a predicted model, not a curated record.